Molecule: messenger RNA, 498 nt
Organism: Salvia miltiorrhiza (redroot sage)
Lineage: Eukaryota; Viridiplantae; Streptophyta; Magnoliopsida; Lamiales; Lamiaceae
Product: protein SMALL AUXIN UP-REGULATED RNA 51-like
Exons: 1
Coding region: 1-498 (165 amino acids)
Biological process (GO): response to auxin
Source: RefSeq, a predicted model, not a curated record
AUGUCUUCAGCCAUGAGAAAAGUGAACGCGAUCACCCAAAUCGUAAGGCUGAGGCAAGUCGUCAGGCGUUGGAAUUCCAAUAGCCUCAUGAGGAGGGCCGGCUACACUCACUUCUCCGAUUCCGACAAACCGCCGGCCCGCCGCACCCCGCCCGGUUCCGUGGCGGUCUAUGUUGGGCCGGAGCGGAGUCGGUUCGUUGUUCCGACCCGGUUCUUGAACCUCCCGGUGUUGGUGUCGCUCCUCAACCAGGCCGAAGAGGAGUUCGGCUACCAAGCCGCCGGCGCCAUCACGUUGCCCUGCGAAGCCGGUUUCUUCGCCUGCAUCAUUCACCUUCUUGAGAAGGAUGAGAAAAGCUUCCAUGGUUUAGAGCUCAACGAGUUCGUGGAGAUGGUUUCCGCCACGCGCUUUCAGUCGUGUGAUCAGUCUUGCAAGGGCUCUUACUUGUCACCGCCGGCUUUCUGCGCGGUCACGCCCUUACUGCACAAAGCUAGGGUUUGA